AUGCAGAAAUCUUCGAAAUUUGGAAUACGAGUUACAGGCGACAAGAUGGAUAGUGAAUCAGCCAUCAUAAUUUCCAAUCAUGCUUCAUUACUUGAUCAUGUAGUAUUGGCACACUUGGCUCAACACGAGACUGACGAGACCAUGGCUAAACCAAGAGUUUCAUUCUUCACUUGGUUUUCUCUAUGGACCCUUCCUUCUACCAGAGCAAUCCGAAAUAUGGCGAAACUGGAUGAAAACUGGGAGUUGAGUCUGAAUGCCGGAGUUCAUAUAUUCAAAUCUGUUUUGAACUCUUCUGUAAAUGAUUGGAUUGUCAUAUUUCCCGAGGUGAAUAUUUUCAACAGCGAGAGUAAAUCUCGCCAAGAUUACCUUGGAAACAAGUAUUUCCUUCCAAAGUUACAGCAUCUCCUAUACCCCCGAACACAGUCGGUCUUCAGUUUAUCUUCAGCACUCUCUGGCGACUAUAAGUUCAACAAGAUGUACAACGUUACCAUAUGUUACUUUGCUCGAAAUGAAGAUUCGACGGUGUCACUCAUCAAUCCAACAUUACUAGAUUUAUUUGCAGCCAAAUCAGAAACCUUGGUUGUGGUGCAUGUCAAACAGCACUUAAUAAAGAAGCUUAAGUACAAGCGACCAAGGCUUGAAAGGUGGUUGGAAAAAGUGUGGUUGGAAAAAGACGCCGUAGUUCAGGCCAGUGUGGACUCUAAACUCACUCUUCCAGGAUAA
Meyerozyma guilliermondii ATCC 6260 is the source of this 723-nucleotide messenger RNA. RefSeq lists its product as uncharacterized. Gene Ontology annotation, cellular component: endomembrane system. The transcript has a single exon. Lineage: Eukaryota; Fungi; Ascomycota; Pichiomycetes; Serinales; Debaryomycetaceae. Bases 1 to 723 code for a protein of 240 amino acids. The record is from RefSeq and is a predicted model, not a curated record. Gene Ontology annotation, molecular function: acyltransferase activity.